AUGUCUAAAUCAAAAGAUGUUAGACUAGACACACCAAGAAAGGUUUUUCUUUAUAAUGAACUUGUUGCAACACUACUAAUCCCUGAUGACGAAAUAUUUUAUAGCGAAAUAGAAGAAGAAAAGGAAACAAAAUUAGACAUUAUAAAACCUGGUUUCUCUUCAGCAUUAAUAACUGAUUGUGUAAGUGAAUACUUUAGAGAAGGAGAACCUCCCAGAAGAGAAGAAUUCAAAAAGUUUAUUGAAAGCAAGGAAUGGGAACCAUUUAGAAAACAAAUAUUUAUGGAAUAUCCAAUGAUUGAAGAAAGGUACAAACGAGAAGUGUUUGACAACAGAAUGAAAGAAGAAGAAUUUUUUGAGAAAUUCUUUAAGUCAAGGUAUUUUGGGGGAAGUAGAAAAGAAUACUAUUGA
Entamoeba dispar SAW760 is the source of this 408-nucleotide messenger RNA. RefSeq lists its product as uncharacterized. Lineage: Eukaryota; Evosea; Mastigamoebida; Endamoebidae. The transcript has a single exon. The coding region runs from base 1 to 408 and encodes 135 amino acids. The record is from RefSeq and is a predicted model, not a curated record.